AAACUGUUGAUAAUAAUAAAAAUAAGAAUUACAUAAUUUUGGAAAAUCAAGAAUUCACUGAAAAUAAUCAAGAACCUGACGAAGAGACAAUAUUAUUAAAUGAGAGUGAUGAAGAAUUAAUCAACCUAGAUGAAAGUGACGAAAAUGAUGAAUAA
This is a messenger RNA of Racocetra persica, 155 nucleotides long. The record is from the annotation of a GenBank genome assembly. Lineage: Eukaryota; Fungi; Glomeromycota; Glomeromycetes; Diversisporales; Gigasporaceae.